AUGAAUAAAGAAAAUGAAGCAAUUAAUUUACCUGAACUUACUUGCAAAGCACAUACCAAUAAAAAAGCAAAAUAUAAAGUCAUUGGAGUCCCUUUUGCAAAACCUAAAUUUAAUUUGACUGAUUUGAUCUGUUCAAAAUGUGCCAUUGUACUCAUUAGUCAAGGUUAUAAGAUAGAGGAUAUUUAAAGCGACUAAACUUCUAUAAGACAAGAAUAAAUUCAAUAAUUUUUAGAAACUAUAUCGCAAACCUUUUUGAUUAUUGAUUAAAAUGGAUAGUAAUUAAACGAAAAGAAGUAUGACUUAGUUCGAUUUUGUGAAAAGUAGAAGGACAAAGUCAAUGAACAUUAUCAUCAAAUGGUCAUUGCAUUAGAUAAUAAAUUAAAAGAAUAGAUAGAUUAUUUGAAUGAAUUGUAAUUAAAAGCUGUUGAAAUAUUUGAUUAAAAAUAAUAAGAAAUUAAAGAUAAUCACAAUGAAUUAGUUUAAAUGUAUAGUGACAUUGAAGUUAACCUUGAUAAUAUAAUAAUGCAAAUUGAAUGUUUACCUUAUAAGCAAAUUAUGGGGUAAUACAAUAAGAGAGUCUAAGAUAUAUAGCUCUAAUUAUAAAAGCUUGAAAGCUCUCAUGUACAUCUUGGCAGAGUAUAUAAAAAGGUGAAUGAAAAUAAAGUUCUUGGAGGUUUGUUUGAUGAUUGCGAAUUAGAAAUUAAAAUAGUUUAAACUGCAUUAUUAAAGAAUGACCAAUAAUAAACAUAGUCUACAUAAAGGGCUACAUCACCUUAAUCAAUUUAAAUUACAUACUCUACUACUUAAACCCCUGAUAAAUAAAGAUCAAAUAGCCAGCCUAGUAAAUUCUUAGAAAUAUUAAAUAAAGUAAACGAGAAUUAGUUAAAAACAAAUAAUUAUUAUACAUAAUUAUUAAAAAGAGAUUAAUCAUUUGAUCUUAAUGAAAAAUAUUGCUCACCAACUUUUAAGAAAUGA
This is a messenger RNA of Paramecium tetraurelia, 975 nucleotides long. RefSeq lists its product as uncharacterized. Lineage: Eukaryota; Ciliophora; Oligohymenophorea; Peniculida; Parameciidae. The transcript is spliced from 3 exons. The record is from RefSeq and is a predicted model, not a curated record.